Messenger RNA from Colletotrichum orchidophilum, 303 nucleotides. RefSeq lists its product as uncharacterized. The record is from RefSeq and is a predicted model, not a curated record. Lineage: Eukaryota; Fungi; Ascomycota; Sordariomycetes; Glomerellales; Glomerellaceae. The transcript is spliced from 3 exons. The coding region runs from base 1 to 303 and encodes 100 amino acids.
AUGACGGCACGCUUUGGGGCUCACCUGGUCUUGAAAGUGCUGAGAAACAGCGCCUCGACCCGCUACUUGGCCGCAGCUACGCCAGCCGACGACAGCACUACCUUCGAUAGCGGCGCAUCGCCUUCUUUUGACCCUGUCGACCCUCUCGACCGUAUCCUCGAGAUGCUCAGUCUGGACUCGGGCAUACUCCGAACCAAAUCUCCCCGCUCUUGCGCUAUCGCGGUCAAGCUAAAAGCCUUCAGGGAUACGGAGUCAAACCCCCACAGCGUCAAGUCCCUGAGUGACCCAGGGUCCAUGGAGUGA